Messenger RNA from Diabrotica balteata, 345 nucleotides. The record is from the annotation of a GenBank genome assembly. NCBI's taxonomy places the organism in Eukaryota, Metazoa, Arthropoda, Insecta, Coleoptera, Chrysomelidae.
AUGACGUUAUGGGGGAAGCAAAUUAAAACAGAAAGCCUGCGAAAAUUUAAUGAACUUUAUAAAGAAUAUAAAACUCUACACUCAGUUAUUAAAUCUCUAGAAUCACCAAGAAAUGAAAAGAAAGUAUCUGAAUAUGAUGAAGAUGAAUACUCAAUAGACUUUGAGAAACUGUAUGAAUGUUCCUCGACUUCAUCUGGAUCUUGUCAUCAAGGGUUAGUUAUUGACGAGUUGGAGGAGUACCUAAGUAAACCCAGAGCCGCCAGCUCGGAAGACAUUUUAUGGAGUGGAGGAAGCAUGAGACAGAAUAUCCAACUUUAUCGAAGAUGGCCCGUGGUUUUCUUUUAA